AUGCCUUUCAAGGACACAGUCUUCUACCCUCGCAUCUUAAAGAAGGGUCCCUUCACCGUCGAGGCUGCUGGCUACGAGCCGGUGGAGGGAGAGACCAUCCCGCGACGACACCCCUCGGCCAAAGACGAGCUGCUCAAGUCCCCCCAUCCAGACAUCGCUACCACCUACGACAACCUCAGAUGGAGCGCAAAGACGUACGGAAACUCGAAGGCGGUCGGUUCGCGCAAACUGAUCAAAACUCACGUUGAGAAUAAGAAGGUCAAGAGACUCGUCGACGGGGUCGAGCAGGAGGUGGACAAGGAAUGGACCUAUUUCGAGCUCAGUGGCUAUAACUAUCUGACCUUCGCUGAGUACGAGCAGCAGGCUCUGCAGCUAGGUGCCGGCCUAAGGAAGCUCGGCCAUGAGAAAGGCAGCAGACUGCAUCUCUUCAGCUCUACAAGCGCGCACUGGCUAUGUCUCUCGCAUGGUGCCGCAUCCCAAUCCGUCACUAUCGUGACUGCCUACGACUCCCUGGGCGAAGAUGGUGUUCGACACUCGCUCCAGCAGACCCAUAGCGAGUCCAUCUUCCUAGAUCCUACCCUCCUACCAGUGCUCCAGAAGGUUCUCAAGGAUGUAAAAGAUGUCAAGAACAUCAUCUACGAUAACAGUUCGGAGCCGAAGCAGGAGCAUAUCGAUGCGCUCAAGUCGGAAUUCGACUAUAUCAACAUUAUGACCUACGAGGACCUCCGCAAAUUGGGUGAAGAGAACCCCGUCGAUCCUGUACCCCCAUCUAGUGAGGAUCUCUGCUGCAUCAUGUAUACCUCUGGAUCGACGGGACCACCAAAGGGUGUUCCUCUCACGCACGGGAACGUCGUAGGAGCAAUGGCCGGUGCUGAUUCGAUUGUCGGCCAAUACCUUGGUCCCAACGACAUCCUCCUCACCUACCUCCCUCAAGCCCACAUUCUGGAGUUCGUGUUCGAGAACUUGUGCUUGUUCUGGGGUGGCACCAUGGGCUACGGAAGCCCAAAGACCCUCUCUGACACCUCAGUUAGGAACUGCAAGGGUGACAUUCGUGAGCUGCAGCCGACCAUCCUCGUUGGUGUGCCCAUGGUCUGGGAAUCCGUCAAGAAGGGCAUUAUCGGGAACGUCAACAAGAACAGCGCAAUCGUCAAGAGCAUUUUCUGGGCCGGACUGGCAGCCAAGGAGUUCCUUAUGUCCACCGGCCUCCCUGGCGCCGGCGUACUAGACUCGUUCGUCUUCAAGAAGAUCAAGGAUGCCACCGGUGGCCGUCUGCGCCUCACUCUCAGUGGUGGCGGUCCAGUCUCUAAGGAAACACAGCGGUUCCUCUCCAUGACCGUCUGCCCCAUGAUCAACGGCUACGGUCUGACCGAAACCUCCGCUAUGGGUGGUCUGAACGAUCCCCUUGCCUGGACAAAUGACGCAAUCGGCGAGAUCCCCGCUGCCGUCGAGAUGAAGCUAGUCGACUUCGCUGAUGCCGGCUACUUUACCAAGAACAACCCACCUCAGGGAGAAAUCUGGAUCCGAGGCGUGAGUGUUGCUAAGAGUUACUUUGACAACGAGGAGGAGACCAAGGCAGCUUUCUCCCCUGAUGGCUGGUUCAUGACGGGAGAUAUCGGCCAGUUCGAGCCAAACGGUCAUAUCAAGGUCAUUGACCGCAAGAAGAACCUCGUCAAGUCUCUCAACGGAGAAUAUAUCGCCCUGGAGAAGCUUGAGUCGGUCUAUCGCUCUGUUCCUGUCGUGGCUAACAUCUGCGUGUACGCUGCCACCGACCAGGCUAAACCUGUUGCCAUCAUCGUGCCAGCCGAGCCAGCUCUGAUCCAGCUUGCAAAGUCCAAUGGAAUCAAUGGAGAUAGCAUCGGCACUCUCGUCCACGACAAGAAGCUCAACUCCAUCGUCUUGAAGGAGAUGCAGAAUGCUGGUAAGGCCGCCGGCCUUCGUGGAUUCGAGAUCAUCGAAGGUGUUGUCCUCUCCGACGAGGAAUGGACCCCUCAGAAUGGCUUCGUGACCGCAGCACAGAAACUACAGCGCAAGAAACUGGUCGCCAAAUACCAGAAGGAUAUCGAUCGCGCCUACGGAAAGUCUUCGUAG
This is a messenger RNA of Microsporum canis CBS 113480, 2088 nucleotides long. RefSeq names its product long-chain-fatty-acid-CoA ligase 1. Gene Ontology annotation, biological process: long-chain fatty acid metabolic process; long-chain fatty-acyl-CoA metabolic process. The transcript has 5 exons. Gene Ontology annotation, molecular function: long-chain fatty acid-CoA ligase activity. Gene Ontology annotation, cellular component: lipid droplet; endoplasmic reticulum; plasma membrane. The record is from RefSeq and is a predicted model, not a curated record. NCBI's taxonomy places the organism in Eukaryota, Fungi, Ascomycota, Eurotiomycetes, Onygenales, Arthrodermataceae. The coding region runs from base 1 to 2088 and encodes 695 amino acids.